GACGCAUCACUGGCACCUCCCAUGACAAUACCUCCAUUUUACCAUUCAUCAAACUAAAAUUAGAAUUCGUUGUAAUUACUAUUACGAAUUGCGGUUUAAAUCGCUUGAUUUAAUUUAGUUAUAGAAACUUUCAAGGCUGUGUUAUAGAAAAAAUACCGGAAAAUAAAAUGAAGCGAGAAUGGAUAUAUGAAAGCAGAUCAACAUUUUGUUAUAUGGUGCGGUCGUGCGGUAAGCGAACCGGUUCGACAAGGACGUCCAGGUUCUCAUAAAAUUGUAAAACUGUUAAUUUAUUUAAUUCAAUCCAAGAUUGUUAACAAAGCUAGGCCACCCACAAUAACGGCCAGCAACCAGUAAUACAACUGCAAAUUCAAAAUUUAAUGAAUCACCCACGAGCUUUAUUUUCCCAACUUCCAAAACACAAAGUUCAACAGGUCACAGAAAAUCACGCAGAAGCUGAAAAUGUAUUUCAGUCUUGCGCGUGUCGGACACCCCACAAGACCAAUCCUCCCUUAUCCGAAGCCCAAAAUGGGCCAAUUUAUCGCGAUUUUACCAAAUUAAACUAAACCCAAGUGUGAGGAGCGUUUUUGGGUUUUUGGGGGCUGUUUUAAUACAAACAUUGCGGUCCGCGCUCGCGCUGAAGAAUCGAUCGUCCAAAAUGAGCUCGAAAAUGUCAACACGUCCUCGUAAACACAAGCACAAAGACGACAUGAAGCAAGAAACAGUGGUCCAAGUACACAAAACGGUCAAGUCUGACACAAGCUCCGAUGAAAAAACCAAACUAAACGAGGACAAAAACGACAACUACAACACCAAUACCCCCAGUCGGGAGAUCUCCGUUGAUGAGGAGUCCCAAAUCAAUUCAAAAAUUUUGUCCCUCAUUGAGAGCGAAAUGAAACGGGACGCCAACAAGCACUCGCACUUCACCGACUCCAGGCCCCAAAGUCUCAGCUUCUACGAAGACGAAAAAGCGCCAGAAGAGCUCUCAGGUAAUCUCGAGCUGCUAAGCCCCGAAGAGCGUAAACAUUACAAGAGGCGGCGGGAAUACGGACAAAUGGACAUGGACGAAAUGAACGCCUACAAUGUGAUCCAAGAUCUGUACAACAGCAGGGACGGCGACGAAAUCAUAUCGUCUACGAAAAAGUCAAAAUCGCGGAAAAAACGACACGGGGACUCGGAAACUGGAAUCGGUGACAGCAGGGAAAUGAUGAUCCCCAAAGAAAAGAAAAAGAGCAAGAAGAAGAAACGGGAAUCGUCCCCAACGGCUAAACGCAAACACAAGAAACGAGACGAUGAUUUUGAGCCCAGGAACGACAUCACUGUGGCACUAGAAGAGCUACAGGAUGAUGUUUUCGAAAACAAUGAGGAGUUUAAAAUUGAAAAAAUCAGGAAGAGUCCCAAAAAGUCCGACAAGGUUUACGUCCAGAAGAAAAAUAAGUUCGAAGCAGUGACGAAACCGAGCAACUUGAACCGGCAAAGCGCCUACGAGCUUGAGGAAGACAUAUCGGGGAAAAAAUUUCAGACAUAUCAUCCGCUAGAGCUGGCCAUCCCGUUCCAGGAGUACUGGAUGCGCUUGACCACGUUCUGCCACGGAUUAUUGGGAGGGUUAGCACUGGGCCAUUGGUUGUACAUCGUUAGCAAUAUUUACAACCAAGACAGCGAAUUUAUCUCGCACUAUUCCCACUUUAGUGAUACCUACGUCUCGUGCUUUUAUUUCCUUUGUGUCAUCUGCCUAAUGUCCGUGUUUGAAAAGAUCGAUUUUGCUCAUUUCGAAGGAGCUCAGUUUAGAAACUUAUUCAAAUUUAAGAAGAGUUCGCUAGUGAUACUCAUCUACUUCACCUGUCUGGUUGUGCAUCUCUCAGCUGCCAGGAUAGACUAUAAAUUAGGUUUAGUAUCGUACAACGACACCAUAUCAAAUAUAACUAAAAGUGAGCUUACGCAGUGGAACCACUUGUCGCUCUGGCGCUCGAUUUUAGCUUUCCUUGCUUGGAUCAUUGUCGGCUUGUCGCCGCAAGAAAACAUGUUUUAUAUUAAUCUUAAGGGCAUGGAGAAGUAUCUUCCACAAAAAUGAUAUUUGAGUGUUUUCUCGUCAGUCUACGAUGUGAUAAAAAAUAAAUAAAGACUGUACUAUUUAUUGACUAGUUAAUAAAGAAUUACAACAA
Tribolium castaneum (red flour beetle) is the source of this 2159-nucleotide messenger RNA. RefSeq lists its product as uncharacterized. The coding region runs from base 656 to 2068 and encodes 470 amino acids. Lineage: Eukaryota; Metazoa; Arthropoda; Insecta; Coleoptera; Tenebrionidae. Gene Ontology annotation, cellular component: ciliary transition zone. The transcript is spliced from 4 exons. Gene Ontology annotation, biological process: cilium assembly. The record is from RefSeq and is a predicted model, not a curated record.